This is a messenger RNA of Tuber aestivum (summer truffle), 1026 nucleotides long. The record is from the annotation of a GenBank genome assembly. Lineage: Eukaryota; Fungi; Ascomycota; Pezizomycetes; Pezizales; Tuberaceae.
AUGUCACCACUAUCGCCCAACUCAACAGUACUUUGCCCCAGGCUCCAACUAAGAUUCCCAACUAACCCGGCCCCAGAAAGCUCUUGACCGGCUACGGACAUAUGUCCCUCCGCCAACCAUAUAUUCUUCCCUUCCCAUGCACUGUCGGGCAGCAGUACUGUUACUACUAUUUGCGGACAGAGCUGGCAAUUUGUGCGUAGCCUUAACGGUUCGUAGCGCAUCACUCCGCACAUUCGCAGGUCAAGUUGCUUUACCUGGAGGUAGGAGCUGUCAUACAGCUGUCCCCGGCCUUAUACCCCUCCAGAUAAUUAUUACUAAUCGCGCUUAUAGGGAGAAGCGACCACCCGGACGAAACACCGGUGCAAACUGCCCGGAGAGAAGCUUAUGAGGAGAUCGGCCUCCCGCUACAUUCGCAUCCGUUUCCCUCGCUGUUUUCUGUAGAGCACUUGACAGAGCUACCACUAUUCUUAGCGGGCACAAACAUCAGUGUGAGGCCGUGCGUAGCAUUUCUGCGUGACAUUACCAAAGGUCAAACAGCGGAUGUCAACGAUAGCCUCAUGCCGGAACUUAAUCCUAAGGAGGUUGCCAGUGUUUUCACUGUUCCGCUAGAACGCUUUCUAAUGAAUGACUACGAUGAUGAUGGUGCAACAAAAAAGUGGGACGACGUUCCAUGGUAUACUGGGGACUGGUUUAGUUGGGGUGGGAAGAAGUGGAAGUAGGCUUACAUCCCAACUAUCUAUUCGCCGCAACGAGAUCUUAAUUUGACGUGUAUCACAAUAUAGGAAUAAUGAAUUCCAAGCGCCAGUCUGGAGCGGUGCCAGGCUUUUGCGAUACAAAAUCUGGGGGAUGACGGCGAGGGUUCUAGUCGAUGCUGCGAGAAUUGCAUACGGGCGGGACCCAGAUUUUCCUUCUCCAAAAACAAUUGGAGAUGAAGGCUUUGUUGCGUCCUCUUUCGCUACAAGAGGAACGGGCGAUGAGGACAGUGCAGGGCCUGGAGGAUCGGGGAAGGGGCAAGAAAAUCUGUAG